GCCGGGCCGUGCGCGGGGGCCAGCGCCAAUGGCGGUAGGCGGAGGGGGCGGCUGACGGGAACCGUUUGCCCGUCGCGCUCAUUCAUCGCCGACGCCUUUCUCGACCCUUGCCCUCCCCCGCCGCUAUGGAGGCGCUGAUCCCCGUCAUUAACAAGCUGCAGGAUGUGUUCAACACAGUGGGGGCCGACAUUAUCCAGCUGCCGCAGAUCGUGGUGGUGGGCACGCAGAGCAGUGGAAAGAGUUCUGUGUUGGAAAGUCUUGUGGGGAGGGAUCUGCUCCCACGAGGUACUGGAGUUGUCACCCGGAGACCCCUUAUUCUGCAGCUGGUGCACGUUUCCCCAGAGGAUGGUCGGAAAACAGCUGGAGAUGAAAAUGAGAUAGAUGCUGCAGAGUGGGGUAAAUUUCUUCACACCAAAAAUAAGAUCUAUACAGAUUUUGAUGAAAUUCGUCAGGAAAUAGAAAAUGAAACAGAGAGGAUUUCAGGAAAUAAUAAGGGGAUCAGUCCUGAACCUAUUCAUCUUAAGAUUUUUUCAUCUAAUGUUGUAAAUCUGACUCUUGUGGAUUUACCAGGAAUGACAAAGGUACCUGUUGGUGAUCAGCCUAAGGAUAUUGAACUUCAAAUAAGAGAGCUAAUCCUUCAAUUCAUCAGCAACCCAAAUUCAAUUAUUUUGGCAGUCACAGCUGCUAACACAGACAUGGCGACUUCAGAAGCACUUAAAAUUGCACGGGAGGUAGAUCCAGAUGGUCGAAGAACCCUUGCUGUUAUUACAAAGUUGGAUCUCAUGGAUGCUGGCACUGAUGCUAUGGAUGUGCUCAUGGGAAGGGUGAUUCCAGUCAAACUUGGUAUCAUUGGAGUAGUGAACAGGAGUCAGUUGGAUAUUAACAAUAAGAAGAGUGUAGCUGAUUCUAUUCGUGAUGAGUAUGGUUUUCUUCAAAAGAAGUAUCCUUCCCUAGCCAAUCGAAAUGGAACCAAGUAUCUUGCUAGAACACUGAACAGGCUGCUGAUGCAUCAUAUCAGAGAUUGCUUGCCAGAACUGAAAACCAGGAUCAAUGUUUUAGCUGCUCAGUACCAGUCUCUACUGAACAGCUAUGGAGAACCUGUUGAAGACAAAAGUGCCACUUUAUUGCAGCUUAUUACCAAAUUUGCCACAGAGUAUUGUAACACUAUUGAAGGAACAGCAAAAUACAUAGAGACUUCAGAGCUAUGUGGUGGAGCAAGAAUCUGUUACAUUUUUCAUGAGACUUUUGGAAGAACUUUAGAAUCUGUUGACCCACUUGGUGGCCUUAACACAAUUGAUAUUCUGACUGCCAUUAGAAAUGCCACUGGUCCCCGUCCUGCCUUGUUUGUUCCUGAAGUCUCAUUUGAAUUGCUGGUAAAAAGGCAAAUCAAACGUUUAGAAGAACCUAGCUUGCGCUGUGUGGAGCUAGUUCAUGAAGAAAUGCAGAGGAUUAUUCAGCAUUGUAGUAAUUACAGUACACAGGAAUUAUUGAGGUUUCCUAAAUUGCACGAUGCCAUAGUUGAAGUAGUGACUUGUCUUCUGCGUAGAAGGCUCCCUGUCACAAAUGAAAUGGUUCAUAAUCUAGUGGCCAUUGAGUUAGCUUAUAUCAAUACCAAACAUCCAGACUUUGCUGAUGCCUGUGGGUUAAUGAAUAACAACAUAGAGGAACAAAGGCGUAACAGAUUAGCCCGGGAAUUGCCUUCUGCUGUGCCACGAGACAAGUCUGCUAAGGCUCCAGGUGUAUUGACACCUGCUUCCCAGGAGACUGUUACUGCUGCUUCUGCUGAGGCUGAUGGCAAGGCUGCUUCUGGAAUGGGAGAUACCUCUCAGGAGCCUGGAACAGGCAACUGGAGAGGAAUGCUGAAAUCAAAAGCAGAAGAGGCACCGGCAGAGGAAAAAUCUAAGCCAGCUGCAGCCCUACCUGCUAGUCCUCAAAAAGGACAUGCUGUAAACCUAUUAGAUGUGCCUGUACCUGUUGCACGCAAGCUUUCUGCCCGGGAGCAGCGAGAUUGUGAAGUGAUUGAACGACUUAUUAAAUCUUACUUCCUAAUAGUCAGGAAGAACAUUCAGGACAGUGUGCCAAAAGCAGUGAUGCAUUUUCUGGUGAACCAUGUGAAAGAUACUCUUCAGAGUGAGCUGGUAGGCCAGCUAUAUAAAUCCUUGUUGCUGGAUGACCUUCUGACGGAAUCUGAGGACAUGGCACAGCGCAGGAAAGAGGCAGCUGACAUGCUAAAGGCCCUGCAGCGAGCCAGUCAAAUCAUUGCAGAGAUUCGUGAGACACAUCUGUGGUGAAGACUGUACUAGCCACACUGUUUAUAUGCAUUGGAGGUUAUAUUGACUUGAAAAUUGCUAGGCAUGGUAUACGGAGUAGAAUUUUAUUUAUGAACUCUUCAUCUGUGUACUGCAACUGUGUAAAUCUGCUCAUGUAAAGACAGCUGGUUUGAUUUGCAAACAGAAAAAUAUGCUGUAUCUUGCAAGAUAAGUUGUAUUUAAUCUACGUAAUAAAUGGCUCUAAGUGUUUCCUUACCAGCUUUCUGGAGCAAAUUAAAGCAGACCAAGUCUACUGUUUCAGUGACAGUCUCAUUUGAACUUGGGGAAAAAACAUUAAAGUUCCAGUGCCUGACUUGCUAAACAGGUUGCCUGUGGUUAAGAUGGAUGGUGUAGUCUUGUGGCAUAGUUUUAAGAUGCUUUUACAAUAGAAGUUUAAAUACUGUGAAGAGAGCACAGAGUAUUUUCUUUCAUGACUAUAUUGCAUGCAUUAUGACAGAUUGAGGUAUCAAUUUUAUAGCACAGUAGAGAUGUCUACCGUAUUAAUAUGUGUGUGUCCCCAUUUUUUUUUCCUCAAAUGUUAAAACUGCAGACAAAACUUGGAACUUCAUUAAUGGAGUAUUGUGUAGGAAGGAUUAGCCUGGAGCUUGCGAACAACAGAAGCCUACUAAAAUGUAGGUGCAAAGUUACUUCAUGUGCACUGGAUCUUGUGUAUGAAUGUUGGGGAUUAUAAUCGCGUUCAAGAACACCUUCCCCUUUCUCCCCCGGGACCAAGCCCACGGACUGUCCAAUAGUAAAUUUGUUCUGUCAGAGUUGAAAAAUAAAAGUGGAUUUCAAAACUGUAACAGGAUAAUAAGUGUUUCUUUAAAAAAUAGAUUUAAGUUGGCCAAGGAGAAGGGGAGCCCCACAACUUCUUCCAAAUUUUGGAAUGUAUGACAGAAAGUCUGUUGUAUUGGAGUAUUUAUAACAGAGAUCAUAGUUACUUGUGAGGAAAUACUACUGUGCUGUAAGGAGCAUGCUUUUUUUCCCCCUUUUUGAGGACAAUCCUAAAAUGAGGGAAUUUUAUGUUGGAAAUUAAGUUGAUGAGUUAUGUUCUUCUGAUUAUAAUUUAUACAGCUAAAUAUUGAUCACACUAGCCUUUACAAAGUAAACAUUUUUAAUUUUUAUGAAUAAAAAUUUAUUUAAAAUCCAGUCAGCAAACUUGCAUGUACUUUUCAAGUAGAUUCACUUUUGUACAAAAAGUGAAAAUGUUUACUAUGGUGUUGCCAAUAUUUUAACACAACUUGCAUGAAAAAUAGGAAGCAAAAGGAUUUGAGUCUGACAGAUGCAAGUUUUGGACACUUUAUGCAUGACCCUAAGAGCAACCUGUGCAGAACACAAAAAUAUAUUCUUUAAACAGCCUAAAAAGUCAUGAUGUAUGCAUUACAAGUAAUGAAUACAAAGGAAGUAAUUUAAAAUUCUUGCAUUGUAUCCUGUGAUGGUAGUUCUCAAAUUUAGGAAAAAUGUGUCUGUAAUGAAGUGCAAGCCACUUUUCAAAUCAAUUCUGGUGAACAGCAAAAGCUCUUAAUAAUGUUGUCAAAAGCAGUACAUUUCUGUUUGGAAUUCACAUGACACCUCUCUUCCUUUUACUUUUGACAUGGAAGAAGUAUGUUUGCAACAAGGUAGAGCCAUCCACAGAUGAACUACCUAAGUUUUAACUCUCAAAAUUCAGUCAAGAGGCUCUUGUGACGAAAUACUCUGACAUGUUGUGUUUUGAAAUGCUGCUGCAUAAAGCAAAUUAAUUCAUUUAUUUAAAAACACCCUGUAACUUGUAACUGGAUCUGUAAUCUUGUGAAACUUCCAGUGUAAAUUUGUUUUGAAAAGUUAUGACUUUUUUGUUUCACAGACCCUAUCAAUUCGGUAAUGUUUGAGUGGCAAGAAAUGAACUUGAUUUGAAAUCCUUAAUUCAAGUCUUUAAAAAUCCAUCCUGUAACAAUCCUGAUAUUAAAUAGGUAAUACACAAAAUUAAUUAUCCCGGAAAUAAAGUUUUGAACUGAC
Messenger RNA from Melopsittacus undulatus (budgerigar), 4304 nucleotides. It is a transcript of the gene DNM1L, whose product is annotated as dynamin 1 like. The record is from RefSeq and is a predicted model, not a curated record. Gene Ontology annotation, biological process: mitochondrial fragmentation involved in apoptotic process; mitochondrial fission. Lineage: Eukaryota; Metazoa; Chordata; Aves; Psittaciformes; Psittaculidae. Gene Ontology annotation, cellular component: microtubule; membrane; mitochondrion. Bases 126 to 2291 code for a protein of 721 amino acids. The transcript is spliced from 19 exons. Gene Ontology annotation, molecular function: GTP binding; GTPase activity; microtubule binding.